AACUAUUUAGAAAUCUGAUAAGCUCGUGUUAGUUACCAAAAAGCAGCAACAUCAACUAUGAGUGAUGAUGCAACCAAAAAAAGAGGCAAGAGCAGUGGGAAGUCAACAAAAAGAAAAUCUAAGAGGAGGGAGACCUAUGCUGUUUACAUCUAUAAGGUUUUGAAACAGGUCCAUCCGGACACUGGUAUCUCAAGCAGAGCAAUGAGCAUCAUGAAUUCCUUUGUCAACGAUGUCUUCGAGAGAAUUGCCACAGAGGCGUCCCGACUGACCCAAUACAACAAACGCUCCACCAUCACAAGCCGAGAAGUGCAGACAGCCGUUCGUCUGCUUUUGCCUGGAGAGCUGGCAAAGCAUGCCGUGUCCGAGGGGACUAAGGCUGUCACCAAAUACACUAGUUCAAAAUGAACUCCAAAGUGAAGGGGAAUACGGUUUGCACAUCAGCUUAGCACUCACUUAAAAACAUUAUUUUUAGAGCUGAUCCCUUUAUAACUCUGGAAAUAAACACACUUAAACAAGCAUUUCUGCAUCUGCACGUUAUUUAGGAGAAGCCUCCUUCCUGUAUGACUGCUGAUGUCCAAAUACCAAAAUAAGAAGCUAUUGGGGA
Messenger RNA from Alosa alosa (allis shad), 604 nucleotides. RefSeq lists its product as uncharacterized. Gene Ontology annotation, cellular component: nucleosome. The transcript is spliced from 2 exons. The record is from RefSeq and is a predicted model, not a curated record. NCBI's taxonomy places the organism in Eukaryota, Metazoa, Chordata, Actinopteri, Clupeiformes, Clupeidae. Bases 58 to 405 code for a protein of 115 amino acids. Gene Ontology annotation, molecular function: structural constituent of chromatin; DNA binding; protein heterodimerization activity.